UAGGCGGUAUGGAUAUUGUUCCCUUUGCCUUCUCAAAGAAGAGAGAGAAUCUUUAAAAAAAAACAAAAAAAAAAACAAACCUUGUUUGUAAAUAUUGUGAAACUAAAAGGUAUUUUACAUAAUUUCACCAUGUGUGAUGGGAAUAAAUCGUCACUACGAAUAGAUUGGUUUGACGGCACAUUGGUUGCAGCCAGCAGCAGCAAUUCAAAUGUUAUCACAGCUUCAAAUUUUGAUGACGAAGACCAACCUCAGCAGCAAACUCAAGUAAAGCCUCAAUAUGUUGAGAAGAAGCCCAUUGGCUUUAACCGGCUCCAACAAAUAUCUUUAUUGAAAGGAUUUGCUCUUACCUUAGAAGUGGCACAUAGACCGGGCUUUUGGAUGCUCUUAGAUAUGGAACUUAAAGGAGACUUCAUAGUGUUAAUAGUGGAUGUUUUGACUAAUAUCUACAACUCUUUAGAGCCCUAUGAGAAAUCUAGAAUCUCAACUCUAUUAAAAACAAAAUUUGAAAAGUCUAUGUUUCUGAAGACAUUAAAUAACUAUUUGACGAAUUUGCCUUUUAUUAGAGUAGUUGAAAAAAGAAUGAACACUCACUUUUGGGAUAACCCAGAGGUUUUCUACUCUAAUGUUAUUUUAUUGUUUGAGACUAUGGUGAAUUAUGACCAGAAAAAUAUUGAACUUUUAAUUGAAAUCAAUGAUUUGUUAAGUAUUACAGAGUCAAGCAUUGUUGGUGUUAAAGAAGAACAUACAGAGAGAUUUUCUGAUGAGUUAUUUGUCAGAAUACACAAAUUACAAUGUAAACUUGGUAAUUUAAUCAACAAGAUUACUGAUGAUGAUAUUCCACAAUCAUUCAAGAUCAUCAACAAAGAUCCGAACAGCUUCAGAAACCUUUCAAUAUUCCCAACCAGGGGAGACUUACUUGCAAAUAAUCAACUUUUAAUUCAACCAAAUAUUGUUAAUGGUGCUUACCCAAGUGUUGAAACUUACCUUGAUUUACAAUUUAAGUUGUUAAGAGAAGACUGCUUUGGAGCUCUAAGAGAUGGGAUAUGUAGUUUUAUUAACAAUCCAUCAAAGAGAAGAUACGAAAAUAUUAGAGUACACCCAAAGGUCCGUGUAAUACAUACAUUUGUGAGUAACAACAAAGUGGGUUACCUAGUCGACAUCGCUUGGAAGCAUCGUAAUAAUGAUUCAGAGUUUGACACCAAAAAGUUUGCAUACAACAAACAGCUGAUGUUUGGUUCUUUACUAUUAUUUACAAAUGACAACUUUGACACUAUAUUGUGUGCUACUGUAUUGGAUUCCAAUUACAACUUACUUUCUGAUGGAUAUAUAGCAGUGUCAUUUGAAAGCCCAGUGUCUAAGAAAAUCUUCUUAGAACCUUACCUCAUGGUGGAAAGUGAAGUGUUCUUUGAACCCUAUCACAGGGUACUAAGAGUUCUGCAAACAUUCAAAGAAAGUGACAUGCCUAUGCGCAAAUAUAUUGUUGAUGUUCAGAAUGAGACACUCCCACCUUCAUACUUAAAUGUAGACACUAUUUACAGCAUUACACACACAAAAAUUUCAGAAGAAUUGCAAUUCAAUGUACUCAACCACGAUAGUUGGCCAGAAAGCGAAAUCUUUGAACUGGAUGAUUCACAGUUAGAGGCCUUCAAAUUGGCCCUCACCAGGGAAUUCGCUGUAAUACAAGGCCCGCCAGGGACAGGCAAAACGUUCAUAGGGGUCAAAAUCGCGUCAAUGCUAUUGAAAAAUUUGUCCUUGGAAGGAACGCCAAUGUUAAUAAUCUGCUACACAAAUCACGCCCUUGAUCAAUUUCUAGAAGGUAUACAUAGUGUAACACAAAACAUAGUCCGCCUGGGUAGCCAAAGUAAAAGCAAACUUUUGGAGGGAUACACUCUUAAUAAUCUCAGAAGUAAAGUUAAAUCAAAGUAUUCGCAUUUGUAUGGCAAGAAAAGAUCUGAAUUAGAGAAAUUAUUUAAAGGAAUGACUGAAUUGCAAACUGAAAUUGAGAAAUGUGAAAAGGAGAUUUUAACAUACAAAACAAUUAAAGCUAAUCUUGAAAUUGGUGGUAAGUUAUAUGAACUUAAGAAUUAUGAUGAAGAUCCUGUCUUGAGUUGGCUUUUUGAUGAUGUUGAACAUGGUAAAGAAACUAUGAUAGAUGAUUCAGACGAUUGGGAAAAGCAAUUUGAUGAAGUUAGUGUAGAAGAUAACAAAAUUGAAACAUGUUUCUCUGCGAAAUGGGCAUUAAAAGAAAUCGAUUCGAUGAUGAACAGUAUAAAGUAUGUGAAAGAUGUAACUGAUGACCUUCUGGAAGGACAAAAGAUGAUUGAUAAGUUUGAUACUGCAAUAAGAAAAAUCCGGAAGAGAAUCAGUUGUUUUAAGGAACACGUUUCUUUGGGCCUAACUGAAAUAACAGAAAAUUCAAUAUCAAAUGUUUCCAACCUAUACAGUUUAACAAAGGAACAGAGAUGGAAAUUAUACUAUAAAUGUAUUGGACCAAUCAAGAAGGAGCUUAUGGUUAAAAUGAAUGAGUUAUUGGAUCAACACACCACUUGCAACAAGGAAUUGGAGGAGGUAUCGACUCUGGUGGACGGUGACGUCAUGAGGACCGCCAGGGUCGUUGGUGUCACUACCACCACGGCUGCGAGGAGACACGACCUCAUGAGGCGGUUGAACUCGCAAAUAGUGAUAGUUGAAGAAGCGGCAGAAGUGUUAGAAGCGCAUAUUGUCGCAUCUCUAACGCACCACUGUCAACAUUUAAUUUUAAUAGGUAAGGAAAUUCAUUUUUUUUUAUAUAAAAUUUUCUCUUACUGAUGAUUGGCCCGUUUAAGGCCUGAUUUUUAUUACUUUUAGAAUCAAUCAAGAAGAAUUGCACCAAAUUUGCUAAAUCUCGGUUUACCUUCAACUAGAUUUAGCCAAUAAGUACAAUAAUGCCACAUUGACGUAGUAGACCUUUAUUUGAUUUCCACAAUAAAAUAGCUUAAGGCCUUUGAGUCUUUCCCCAUAAGUGCGUUAUUAUCGGUCGAUAAUAUCGAAUGCGUUAUUUCGAUAUUUGCUUUAAGUAGAUUAUGUAUGAGAACGGCUACGAAGUUACACACAUCUGCGAUAAUAACUACGCAAUAGAAGUACGCAAUAACAUAUCCGAUACUUACGCGCCUAUGGGCAGGAGGCUUUAAUCUUUGGUAUCAGAGCCUCAGAGCAAUAUAUUGAUGUUGAUUCUGACAUGAUUCUCUAAACCUAAACUUAAAUUUGACAACAGCGUAUCCUUGUCAUUCUCUAUGCAGAAUGAAAAGGAGAUACUGAUGUUAAAUUUAGUUUUAAGUUUAGAGUUUCACACCAGAAUCGACACCAUUCUGUAAGUAAUGUGUAUCCAAAUUGUAUUAUAGUGUAUUUAUCAUAUUUUUUUAAAAACUUGUAGUAAAUUAAUUUUUUUAACGGGAUUGUUACGAUAUACCUUGUUUUUAGUUUGGAAUCCUGUGGUUCGUGUGUGUAAAAACCGCAAUAAUCAAAAGAAUCUCGUGUCGCGAUCCGAUGCUGUGAAUGUUGUGUGUCGAGAACAGUUUCGAGUGAACAGUGAGAAUGUUGAACAGUGGUACGAGUAUCGAACACAAUAAAAGACUUCGUCGGAGGAUAGACCGAUAUGUCUGCCAACAACAGCCUACCCGCAAAUAUGUUAUAAUUACUCCGUGAUCAUGGCGCUUGCAACAAUGCCGAAAAUAUCGGAAACUCGUUAUAGGCAAGGUACAUGGUAACAAUCCCGUAAAUACAUUAAUUACUUAAAUGUUAGUGACCAAAACAAUUUUAUAACCUACUAGCUGACCCAGCGAUCUUCGUACCGUCAUAAAAAUAGGGUUUGAUGGUAGAAGGGUGAAAAUUUAGGGUGGACCUAUGUAUUUUUAAAUGCCAAGCAAUAAAAAAAUGACCCAAAAAAUUAAAAAUAAAUGUUAGGGGUGGACAACACUUAACACUUAGGGGUAUGAGAAAUAGAUAGUGGCCGAUUCUCAGACCUACUGAACAUGCAUAUAAAAUUUCAUAAAAAUCGGUUAAGCCGUUUCGGAGGAGUAUGGUAACUAACAUUGUGACACGAGAAUUUUAUAUAUAAGAUUAUAUAUUCUAUGUAUAGGUGAUCAUAAGCAGCUAAAACCUACUGCCGCCCACUAUAAACUUGCCAAACAGUACAAUUUAGAAAUAUCUCUCUUCGAGAGGAUGAUACGUAACGGUAUCCACGCCAGAACUUUGACGACUCAACGUAGAAUGCGGCCGAAGUUCGUAGAACUACUUGUCCCGGUGAUUUAUGAUAAACUUGAUAGUCACCCUACAGUGUACGAAUACCAUGAUGUGAGAGGAAUGGCGGACAAUUUGUAUUUUUGCACCCACGAUGUUUUAGAGGACUCUGAGGUUAGUUUACCUAUUGAUUAAUGAAAAAUAUGAGAACAUGCCAAAAGUAUUUUAAAAGUGUAAAUCAUCUUUUUUUUAUAGAAGGGCCGACAAAUGACUCCACCCCACCUGAUGUUAAGUGACGGUGAAGUUCAGAUGUCAAGAUAGCUGGUACAGCAGUGGUACCUGCCACACCAGCCAUCCUCGCCUUGCCCUCCUGCAUGUUGCUUCUUCACGCCUCUUUUAUUUUAUCUUUAUCUUACUAUUGAUACCGUUUUGUAAACUGUUAAUGGUAGCAUCAGUAUAUAGCAUUUGCGUUAAAUUGCGAUUUUUUUUUGUGUUCAA
Messenger RNA from Chilo suppressalis (striped riceborer), 4716 nucleotides. The record is from the annotation of a GenBank genome assembly. Lineage: Eukaryota; Metazoa; Arthropoda; Insecta; Lepidoptera; Crambidae.